This is a messenger RNA of Pungitius pungitius (ninespine stickleback), 6391 nucleotides long. It is a transcript of the gene adamtsl4, whose product is annotated as ADAMTS-like 4. Bases 411 to 3971 code for a protein of 1186 amino acids. Gene Ontology annotation, molecular function: metalloendopeptidase activity. Gene Ontology annotation, biological process: extracellular matrix organization; proteolysis. The record is from RefSeq and is a predicted model, not a curated record. NCBI's taxonomy places the organism in Eukaryota, Metazoa, Chordata, Actinopteri, Perciformes, Gasterosteidae. The transcript is spliced from 17 exons. Gene Ontology annotation, cellular component: extracellular matrix.
GUGGCAGUGUUUUAUGCGCGUGAAAGAGAGACAGGGAGAGUUGUGUAAUCCGUCAUUUUGCGUCUCCUUUCUCCCCCCUUCUCCCUUCCCUUUGGCCCCCUGGCUGCCAGGCGUCACACUAGUUUAAAAUAAGGACCCCACCAAAAAAAAAAAGAAAAGUUGUCGAAUGAACAGGCUUGAAAGAGAGAGAAAAAAACUUGAAACUUUCCCACUCUCCAAAAAUCACGGGGAGUGACUGUGACAGGAGGAAGGGGACUCGGAGAGGGAGAGCUGAAGAAGCACUGGCAAGAUUUCACCACAUUUCUUUGAGGACCGCACAGACCGGAGCAGACCACAACCCACUAAACCUGGACGGAGAAUCGGUCGUUUCUGGAACAGUGGGGACUGUUGUUGGAGACUCUUGGAGGAGCAUGCGGCUCGGUUCACUAAUCAGGCUCUAUGUCCUGUGGGCUUUUGUGGUGGUCACGACCUCCGUGACUAAGUCAUCCAAGAGGAAGGUGACAGGCAGACGGUCCAGACAGGUGUUCGAGGCGGAGCCUGUGGAGGGGGUGUGGUCUGUGUGGGGGGAGUGGUCUGGCUGCUCGCAGACCUGCGGCGUGGGCGUGUCACAGAGGAGCAGGACGUGCUUACCUCCCCCACCUCCCAUCUCCCACUCCCCACCCAACUGGGCAGGUUAUGUGCCGGGGGGCAUGGGCGGUCCUGUGCGCCCGUACUACCCUCCUCGUUACCCCGGGCAGCAUCAGCCUUAUCACCCCUCCUCCAUCUCCGACGACCACGACCAAGGGGUGUCUCUGUAUCGGAAUACCAACCCUGGAGGAGGAGGAGGAGGAGCUCCGGUACCGGGGCAGGCCAAUCCAAACAUUCCUUUUUUCCAGCCAGAAUUCCCCCCAUCCGAUCAAGACCAUGCGUCCGUGUACCGAUCGCCCUACCACGCUCCUUCCCACGGCUACAACCAGCCAUCGCGCACCAUCAGGAGGCCGACCAAUCCAGGAGCCUCCAGGGCCGCCGCGGGAGGCGGGAGCAGAAGGUCUAUUGCCCCAAACCGGGAGGGUUUGCCUGUGAGGAGGUCUUCCGCCAUCCGUCCGGGUCAGUUUGGGUACGGCAGGGUCCCGUUCUCUCUGCCGCUGCACCGCCCCAACCGGCAGGCUCGCCACACAGUUAACGGCACCGACGCGCCAACGUCAGCAGCGCCCGACGAAGACGAGGCGCGGAACGACGAGGAGGAGGAGGAGACGACGCGGAGUGGCGGCGCCAAGCGGAAGCCGGCGAGGCGGGAUGUGGAGGAGGCGCUUGAGAUCGCCGCUGCCGAGGAGGUCACCGCGGCAACCACCGCAGCUGGAAACCCGCACCGCCACGUUGACCGCCGGCCACAAACCAAUACGCAGCACGGGAGGGCGAGGGAGCGAGCCCCGCCUCCCCACUUCCUCUCGCGCUCUUCAUCGCCACCUCUCCUGCCCAACCGCCACAGGUUUGACUGGCGCUCCGUCACCGCGCCGCCUCCUCCCGUCCCGCCGCUCUCCCGCCCCAACUCGGCGGCCGUGGCGUCUCCCUUUUCCCGCCCCCUCCACCGCCCCAGCCCCGUGCACAGAGAACGGGAGCUCGAAGCGGGCUUUGGCCCCCACCUCCCACCCACCGGCGACAUCUACCCGCUGCAGCACACCCGCAACCCCCACCUGGGAGUGGAGCCGGGCAGUGAUGGAGGAAGAGCUGCUCCUCAGGUCUUCAGAUGCUCCGGGCCGGAGAAGGAGUACCGCAGGUGCUUCUCGCAGGUGUGUGGAGGCGCUGCGUCGGAGCCCAGAGCGGAGCAGUGUGCUGCCUUUGACACCCAGGAGUUCAUGGGUCGCCUCUACAACUGGGAACCUUUCACAGAGGUCGGUGCAGACAAACAGUGCGAGCUGACCUGCAGGCCUUCGGGCUAUCGGUUCUACGUCCGCCAGGCCGAGCGCGUCAGAGACGGGACCCCCUGCUUCAACCUCAGCUCCAACGACGUGUGUGUGGAGGGCCGAUGUCUGACCGAGGGCUGCGACGGGGCACUGGGCUCCGGCGCCGUGAUUGACAAGUGCGGAGUGUGUGGCGGGCGUGAGAGCGCCUGUCGAAAGGUGGCGGGAAGUUUCCAAAAUGUCACGGUUCCCCUUGGUUACCACAAGAUCCUGGACAUUCCACCCGGAGCCACAUUCAUUAACAUCACAGAAAGGCGAGCCAGCCCUAAUUACCUGGCCAUGAGGAGCGGCACGGGGGCUUCGGUGGUGAAUGGGCGGUGGGCCGUGGACCCUCCUGGGGAGUACCAGGCGGGGGGGACCACCUUCACCUACACCCGACCUAGAGCCCGGGCGCAGGGGGAGGAAGAGCAAGGCGAGUCCCUCGGGGCUCCGGGACCAACCACUACACAACUACAACUAUAUAUCAUUUUCCACAAGGAGAAUCCAGGCAUCGACUAUGAGUUUUAUGUCCCCGUGGAGAAGAGGGAGGUGGAGAGGGAGAGGAUGGCAGAGAGAGAGAAGGAGGCACCCAGGGAGCGGCCGAGGGAGCGAGAGCCAGGGAGGGCGCCCCUUCGCAGUCCUCUCAUUGUGUCAAUAGAAGACUCUCCUCCUCCUCCUCCUCCUCCCAUUUCGGUCCCUUCUUUCCCUUCCUCCUCCUCCUCCACCUCAGUGUUUUCUCCCCCCUCCUCAGACCGAUUGACACCUGAGAGGUCACGUCCCCGGGGCUCUGCACCCAAUAGGAAUGCGCGGAUCCCCCCUCGCACUGAUCUGCCACCGGACACCCAGUCACCCUUUGUGUGGAGGAGAGGAGGGCUCACAGAGUGCUCUGCUUCCUGCGGCAAAGGUUCUCACAACAGAGUCAUUGUGUGUGUAAACCGCCAUACAGACGAGGAAGUCCCGGAGAGGAGUUGUGACUCUGCAGCCAAGCCGGUUCCUGAGGAGGAGCCUUGUAACACACACCCCUGCCCACCAUUCUGGGAGGCCAGCUCGUGGUCAGAGUGCAGUGUGUCGUGUGGCCCCGGCGUGCAGCAGAGGCAGCUCCAGUGCAGGCAGAGCUUUGGGAACCGCUCCACCAUGGUCCACCCGCAGCGCUGUGCCGAACUCACCCCACCCGAGUCCACACAGGCGUGUCACCUCGGCCUGUGCUCCCAUUGGGAGGUCAGCUCCGCCUGGAGCACGUGCUCGGUGGACUGCGGCGUGGGGAGGAGGACGAGGAGCGUGCGCUGCCUCAGCGAUCAGGGCAGCGUGGUGAACGAGGGAGAGUGCAACUCCAGGGCUCGCCCGCAAGGAAGUGAGGAAUGCAACAUGGGCCCCUGCGUAACCAACUGGUACUUCACCGGCUGGUCCAACACCUGUUCGGCACAGUGUGGCCCUGGGGUGCAGAGGAGGGAGGUGGUGUGUCUGACUCGAGGAGGGGUCAGGGAGGGUGGAGGAGGAGGGGACUGCGUUGGGGAAAAACCGGCAGAGAUGAAGGCCUGCAACGGGGGUCCCUGUGUGCCGACAACCAUGUGGUACAGCAGCCCCUGGACACAGUGUAACGUCGCCUGUGGGAACGGAACUCAGCGGCGAGACAUCAUUUGUGUCCAGAAGACGGGGAAUGAUUUUACUGUGGCACCCGCCCACGAGUGCGCUCAUCUGGAGAAGCCCGCCGCGGUGCAGGAGUGCCAGAUGGGAAAGUGCGAGCCCCUGUGGUUCACAACGGAGUGGAGCGCGUGCUCACGUUCUUGUGGAAAGGGCUUACAAAUGAGGGAGGCACGGUGUCUGGCACCGGACCGAAAGCACAGCCAUGAAUGUGAUUUGAGCACCAAACCUGAACAGGAGCAAAUCUGCAACACUAUACCCUGCAGUCCACAAGUAGCAGACGAAAACUGCCGGGACAGACGUCACAACUGCGUGGUGGUGGUUCAGGCCAGGAUGUGCGUCUACACCUACUACAAGACCGCCUGCUGCGCCUCGUGUACCCAGAGUGCUCAGCGUGCCAAGCGGCACUAACGCCGCCAGUUCGCGCGCACACACACACACAAACACACACACAGAGAGACAGACGGCCCGGCUGCGAGAGAAGUCGAGGGUCAGGUCAAACGAGCUGGUCGACCCUGAAAUCAGAAGUCUGGUAGAUACGGAAAGGCCGGAGCAGACGUACCGCUUCGCGGCGGCCCGUGAGGUAGCAUUUACGCUUAUUCCUCCUGAUUUUUUUUUCAGGUUUAAACACUGUGAACGCAGCCGGCUCCCUUUUUCAAGUUCUCUGUGUUCGAGUAGUUUGUCUUUUAGAACCACAUAUUCCACUGAGGGAUCAGUUCACUCCUCGCGUUAGCUUCAACGCGUUCGUAACACGUCGCAGGGCCGAGUGAUGCGUUCACCGGCUGAUAGAUUAUUAACGGAAGAGGACGCCGCUGUAUUCAAACAGCAAAUUUAGCCUUUUUUUUUUUAAUAAUAAUAAUUUCUUUAAUCAACAGCAACUUUCAACAAUGCAAACCACUAAUUCUGAAAGCAAAAUGAAAUAAUUGCCCUUUGUGCCAGAUACACAGUGUACGAUAGAGUGCAUGGAAGAGCUACUGAAAAAGUGUUUCUGUACCCUGCAGACGCCCAACUAAGCUAGAAGGAGUUACAACAUAUAUUUGUUCGUCUUUUUUUUUUAUAGUUUGCCAAAAAUGUUCAGUAAAGUGUUUGAAAAAAUGAACCAAAGGAGUGGGGUGAACAUUGCAGUUAGCGACCAAAUAUAUCAGAGCGUGAAAGAAGUGAGAUUCUUCCUAAACGAGGAGGAUAAUUAGACACGGAGAGUAAACAAGCAGCAGCAGACAGUUGCGGACGCGUCUUUUUAACCCGGGCUGUUGGAGCCGUGUUCCAAUCCACAGGUUAGAAGACUCAGAGAUGCAGUCCUGUUUUCACCCAAAUUUACACGAUGCCGCUCACUAAAUAGACAAAGUAAUCAUGUUGUUCUGUACUUUUCUUCCUGUCAACAAAUCCCACGAAAAGACGAAAACCAACCAUCUUUCUGACAGUUCGCCUUAUGAUGCAAAUCUUUAGAAAAAGGCUCAGAAAUAUAUAAUUUAUUUUUUCAAGCGUCAAUCAUUGUCUCGUAUUAGAAAAUAUUACUCAAACGAGAGAAAGUUAAAUUGUCGCGGGCUGGUUUCCUGCUGUGGCUUGACACACGUUGACUCAAAAUAAGCCACAGGGCCCAUAUUUGUCUUAAUGAAGGACUAAACGUAUGGCUCAUUCAUAGGUUUUAAUUUUGGGUUUUUAAUGUCACAAGGAUUUGUGGGAAUAACUGACAGUAACAAAAAUAUGUAAUAAGUCUGAAGUCUAAAAUUGAGCAUUUUUGCUCUUUGGUUGAAGCACCAUGAAUAUUGUGUGAAACAUCUUUAUGUCCAAGAAAUGUAUUUACAAAAGCCCGCACAUCCUGACGGUAGAUUCUGAGGGUCUGACUGAAAAACGGAAAACAAUAGUGCACACUAGAUGAUGCUUCCAUUAACAAUUAAUGACAGCAGUAAUCAAUUAACGGUUCAUGGGAACAUUACCUAGUGUGAACACUCUGUUUCUUAUGACAUUUUUAUGGUCCUUUUCUCACCUCAUCUCGAUAUCUUCUCUCUUGUGCAUCCGCCGUCACCUUCAUGGGAAGAGACGAUGAAUCUGUCCUAUUAGAGCAGGCCAAGCCAUAAUUAGAAAACUCGCGUUGACUGAAAAAGCUGCUUUCAUGUAAUGAUCUUUUAAAAAGUUAUCAAAUGCAAUUAUUCUGCAAGGAAGUACGUAUUUUGCAUCCUAAGGUGGCAACUUCUGUGUGUGUAGGUACUUUUUAUACCUUUUCGGUCUUCCUCUUAUAUCGACUGAUUUUACUUGGCUCUUUUUCUCUGCUUUCACCUCCCAAGAAGACACACACACACACACACACACGCGUCACACCCUGCCCACUCAGUUGUGGAGUCUUUUUGUCAGAUAUGUUUUAAUGUCUAUAUUUCCUUGGAGAAUAGUAAGCGCUUGUGUUUCGUAGAGAAGUGUUGUUGUAGACCGCAUUUAAUCACAUCUAACUGUCAUAUAACUGUUUUCCCUUUGAUAAGAGAAUCAGUCACUUCCUCAUGUUUGUGAGUUUUAGGUCUGUGCGUGCGUGGUCAUUUAUGUGUGUGUAUGGUUGUGUGUUUUGUGAUCCUUGCUUUGAAUGCGUCGUUCUUGUCUAAUCCCUUGUAGUUAAAAAUACUUUUUAUAUAAAAACAAAAGGAUGGUAAUUUAUCUAUUAUCUAAAGAACAUGUAAUUUAUUUUCUUGUUUUAAGAAGCUGUAGCAAUUAUUUUUGUUACCACCAGAGUAUAUAAGAUUGUUAUUGUUGAUACACAGAUGUUUUUUUUCUUGCAGAAACAAAAAAAAAAAGUGUGGAAAGAUUAUUAUUGCAAAGCUUCAUUUUAAAUAAAACAACACAGA